Molecule: messenger RNA, 1871 nt
Organism: Olea europaea var. sylvestris
Lineage: Eukaryota; Viridiplantae; Streptophyta; Magnoliopsida; Lamiales; Oleaceae
Exons: 10
Coding region: 85-1620 (511 amino acids)
Biological process (GO): protein ubiquitination
Cellular component (GO): Cul4A-RING E3 ubiquitin ligase complex
Source: RefSeq, a predicted model, not a curated record
AUUGCUGAUUUCCUGCACUUUCUCACACAAUAUGAGUGUAUAAAAUCAAAAUCACCGACGAGAGAGAGAAAGAGAGUGAGUCAAAUGGAGGACGAGCAUGUUCCAGAGAGUGUAAGGCGACGAAUCGAGGAAAUACUCAAGGAAAUUGAAGAAGAGGAGGAGGAGGAGGAUUAUGACUACCAGCCAGGUUCUGCAUCUGGUCAUUUCACCUAUGACCGCUCUUUGGCUGCCUCGCAUUCAUAUCUUGGUGAGGCUGAAGAAACUCACAAUAGGAUAGGUUUUUUGGAGGGUGGUGCUGUGCUGAUCCUUCCUCUGUUCUAUCUGGAAGGUGUUGUUCUGUUCCCAGAGGCCACCCUUCCUCUCAGAGCAGUUUUACCUAGUUAUAAAGCUUGUGAUAGGCUACUGUUACAGUAUGACCCAGCAGUUGAGCUUAAUUUCUUUCUAUUUGAAUGGCAGAUUAAGCAAUACUGGCGGCUUGAAGAUGGCACUGUAAAUGUUGUUACCCGUGGCCAGCAGCGUUUUUGUCUUAGGCACCGUUGGACUGAUGACGAUGGAGCACUUGUUGGAGAAGUUCAAAUCAUCCAAGAAGAUUUACCAUUGAGAACACCACAGGAGGCAGUUGGUAAACUUGCUCCAUUAAAGAACUUGCGAAUUGGUGGUACCUUCAAAGUGCCACCUUUAACUGGUUCUCAGACUAACCCUAAUAAUUAUGAGGAUGGAAAUGAUUCUGAUGCAAUGUCAGAGGCAAAUUUUGAGAGGCUUCUUACUGAAACAGAAAGAAGGUUGCACCAAUCUGCUCUUUGUUCUUGUUAUGGUUCUGAUGCUAUUGACGAGACAAGUAGUGACGAAGAGAAGUUUGGGCAAGAUUUGGAAUGCCAACCUGGAAGAUCUCAGUUAGACAAUGAUAUGAAGCUGAUGCAUACCGAACGUAGCAAAAGGAAUGAGGAUGCUAGUCCAGGUGUUGGGAAAACAGCCUUUCUGGAGGUACAACCUUGCAACAGAGUGGAACAGGAGAACUACCCUAUAAACCACUUUCGUGACGUUCCUAGAGCCUUCUGGCCCGGCUGGGUGUACCGCAUGUACGAUUCAUAUUCUCUUGCUCAAAAGGCAGCAGAUAGAUGGAAGAAUGUUGUAAGUGCACCAAGUAUGGACGGGUUCGUGAUGAAACCAAUUCUGCUUUCAUUUCAGAUUGCUGGUAAAAUUCCUGUAUCUGAUUCAACAAGGCAAGAACUUUUGGAGAUUGAUUCAAUUUCUUAUAGAUUGCGGAGGGAAAUUGAGUUACUUGAGAGUCUUGAUCGUAUUCGUUGUAAAAUAUGUCAGGCUCUGUUUGCAAAGCGAAGUGAUAUCUUAGUGAUCUCUACUGAGGGCCCACUUGGUGCUUAUGUUAAUGCAUUUGGGUUUGUAUAUGAGAUAAUGACACUCCGCAAAGCGCAGGGAAUUGCAAUCGUAGGAGUUCCAGUAAGAGACUACAGCUGGUUUCCUGGGUAUGUAUGGCAAGUUACUCAAUGUAUGUCAUGUGGAUACUCAACGGGCUGGUUCUUCACGGCCUUAAAGAAGGAAACACGACCCUUUACUUUUUGGGGUGUUACUACCUCACAAAUUCUGGUCGAAUCGCAUUGAAACUCUUGGAGAUACAACUGAAUAAUGUAAUUCCCGGCGCUUUCAAUAUGUAGAUGCUAUUUGAUAGCAUAUAUAUGUGAUUGUGUGACAGCUCUGGUGGGCAAGAAUAAAACGAUAUAACCUGGAAACAUGUGGCAAACUUGUGGCCAAGACUGCAUGAUGCACUCUUUUCUUAUUUCUAUGUUGGUAUAUCAGUUGAAAUUAUUAUAGGCAAAUUCCUGUGGUGCUAUGAGAUGUUGAAUUAUAGUUUA